AGAGGAGGAGGGGGUGUUCCUCCAGCUCCGUUCCUCGGUUCCUCUGCGUGUUCCUCACUCGAGCUCACGCCACAAGCCCAACGCGCUCCUGAUCUGAAGCCACGCGGGUGAUUUUCCGCUUGUUCUCUCCAAAAGCGUUGCGCGCGCGGGAGAAGAGAUAAACAUCGAGAGCAUCACAAUUUGGGUUUUCAUGUUAGCAGUGUUAGUAAGAUCAUCUCUCCUGUUCUCCGAGCGCGCGUUCGCACCACCCAUCGCCAUUAGGAGAGACUGAGUUGGGGGUGUGGGGGAGAGCUUCAUUUCCUGCGCGCACCGCGACGUGAACGAGCUUCAUCCGUUACCGGAGUGCUUGGACUUGGAUAUCAACGCAUCAUCAUCAUCGUCGCAACCCUCCUCCUCCUCCUUCUCCUCCUUUUUUUCUGCUCAGCCGCUGCGGAUGUUCUCGAAUUAAAUAAAUUAUUGCCGGUGCUUUCCGCCCCUGGUGUGCGCUCGGUGCGCUCGCACUAGAGGAGCCUCGGUGAAUCGGUGUUACGGGUAUCGCGAUGCUCAGAAGGGUGAUAUUAUCACGGCCCGGGGCGCGCGAAGGCUCAGGAGCGAGCAGCUGAGUGAUAAGGAUGAGGACGCGGCGCUGUGGAGGAGGAAGAUAAGCAGCAGGAACAGCAGCAUCAGCAGCGAUUCACGGGAUGGCGCGGUUCGGAGAGCCCGGUGUGCCCGGUGGGGGCUCGGUGGCCCGGGGCGGGAGCAGGCAGGGAACCCAGCGCGUGUACAAGCAGUCGAUGGCGCAGAGAGCGCGCACCAUGGCGCUGUAUAACCCCAUCCCCGUGCGCCAGAGCUGUCUUACCGUUAACCGCUCUCUCUUCCUGUUCAGCGAGGACAACGUGGUCCGGAAGUACGCCAAGAAGAUCACAGAGUGGCCUCCAUUUGAGUGGAUGAUUUUAGCAACCAUCAUCGCUAACUGCAUUGUUCUAGCACUCGAGCAGCAUUUACCUGAUGAGGACAAAACACCGCUCUCAGAACGACUGGAUGACACUGAGCCGUACUUUAUAGCGAUUUUCUGUUUUGAGUCUGGAAUUAAGAUUCUGGCUCUUGGUUUUGCCUUCCAUAAAGACUCGUACCUGCGCAACGGUUGGAAUGUCAUGGACUUUGUUGUGGUGCUGACUGGGAUUUUAUCUACUGUAGGUUCUGAUUUUGACUUGCGGACGCUGCGAGCAGUCCGAGUGCUGCGACCUCUCAAACUUGUCUCAGGAAUUCCAAGCCUGCAGGUGGUGCUGAAGUCCAUCAUGAAGGCAAUGAUUCCUCUGCUGCAGAUUGGUGUUCUGCUGUUUGUUGCAAUUCUAAUGUUCGCCAUCAUCGGCCUUGAGUUCUACUCUGGAAAAUUCCACAAAGCAUGUUAUGACAAUGUCACAGGAGAGCUUGUUGAUGAGCAGCUGUGUGGUGAUGAGUUACCAGCACGUGUGUGUCCUUCUGGAUCCGUGUGUAAUGACACGUGGCUCGGACCAAAUUAUGGAAUCACUCAGUUUGACAACAUUCUGUUCGCUGUUCUCACCGUGUUCCAGUGCAUCACCAUGGAGGGCUGGACAGACAUGCUUUACUAUAGUAAUGAUGCUUUAGGAAGCACUUGGAACUGGAUGUACUAUGUCCCACUCAUUAUCAUCGGCUCUUUCUUUAUGCUCAACUUGGUGUUGGGUGUUCUGUCUGGUGAGUUUGCUAAAGAGAGGGAACGAGUUGAAAACCGCAGUGAGUUUCUGAAGCUACGGAGACAGCAACAGAUCGAAAGAGAACUUAAUGGAUAUCUAGAAUGGAUCUGCAAAGCAGAGGAGGUGAUUCUGACUGAAGAAGACUCUACAGGAGACCGUUCUCGACGCAGACCCACUAUAAAAAAGAGUAAAAUUGACCUGCUGAACCCGGAGGGAGAACAAGAUCACAUGGGGGAUGCAGUGGGUCUGAAAGGUGAAGGUUCCAGUUAUAGUAAGAAGGAGCGGCGAUUUCGUAUCCUUGUACGUAAAAUGGUAAAAACUCAGGCGUUCUAUUGGACCGUCCUCAGUCUCGUGGGGCUGAACACACUCUGUGUUGCCGUCGUUCACUACAACCAGCCGGAACUGCUCUCCGACUUCCUCUUCUAUGCAGAGUUUAUAUUUCUGGGCCUCUUCAUGAUGGAGAUGUUGAUAAAGAUGUAUGGAUUGGGAACGAGGCCAUAUUUUCACUCGUCCUUCAACUGCUUCGACUGUGCUGUGAUUGUCGGCAGUAUAUUUGAGGUGAUCUGGGCCAUAAUAAAACCUGGAACGUCGUUUGGGAUCAGUGUACUGCGAGCUCUGAGACUGCUACGCAUUUUCAAAGUUACAAAGUAUUGGGCUUCACUGCGUAAUCUCGUGGUCUCUCUGUUGAAUUCGAUGAAGUCGAUCAUCAGCCUCCUUUUCCUGCUCUUUCUCUUUAUCGUGGUGUUCGCCCUGUUGGGAAUGCAGCUGUUUGGGGGACAGUUUAACUUUGACCAGGGAACUCCUCCUACAAACUUUGACACCUUUCCUGCAGCCAUCAUGACUGUGUUUCAGAUCCUGACAGGUGAGGACUGGAAUGUAGUGAUGUAUGAUGGGAUCCAGUCUCAGGGAGGUGUUCACAAGGGAAUGAUCUCCUCUGUGUUCUUUAUCGUACUCACGCUUUUCGGCAACUAUACACUACUGAAUGUGUUCUUGGCCAUUGCUGUGGAUAAUCUGGCUAAUGCUCAGGAACUCACCAAGGAUGAGCAGGAGGAAGAAGAAGCCACUACACAGAAGAUUGCACUUCAGAAAGCUAAAGAGGUUGCUGAAGUCAGCCCACUCUCUGCUGCAAACCUCUCAAUCGCUGCAAGGGAACAGCAGAAGAACUCGAAGCCUCCGAAGUCAGUGUGGGAGCAGCGCACCAGUGAGAUUCGCCGCCAGAACCUGAUGACCAGCAGAGAGGCUCUUUACAAUGAACUAGACUCUGAGGACCACUGGAAGCAGACAAACUUCUGUAACCGGCCUGACAUGAAGACACACUUAGAUCGCCCCCUGGUGGUUAACCCUCAGGAGAACCGCAACAACAACACCAACAAACCCAGACCAGAAGAAAGAAGACAGCAUGACCACCACAACUAUCCCCCACCCAGCUACCAACCCCGUUCAUGCCACAGGCACUGCUCACAUCAGGAGGACAGGGACAGGAAGCACAGGAGACAUCAUCACAGUAACCGUGGAGACCGGGAAGGGAGGAGAGAACGGAGCUGCAGUCAUCACUCAAGAAAUCAUUGCAGUGAAGAUCUGGAUAACGUGAGGAACAACAGCAUGCUUAUUCUUCAUGAUCCAGAACUUGGCCCUCAUCAUCCCUACAGCUGCUAUGACCCCUGCCGUGACCCUGAGCUGACCAAUAACGUGCUGAAUCUGAGGGGGAGGAGCUUACCGGAUAGCGUCCUCAUCCUCACUGACCCGAUGAAGAGCCCCAGUAGAGAGUUCAUCGCCAUCGACAUGCAGCCGCUCUAUCCAUCACUAACGGGCCAGCUCCAGGUGAACAAGAAUGCAAACACUGAAGCAUCGAAAGAUGGUGAGAAGAAAGAGGAGGAAGAUGAUGGUGGAGGUGAUGAAGAUGGUCCCAAACCCAUUCCUCCAUUUAGCUCCUGCUUCAUCAUGUCUCCCACCAACCCGUUCCGUAAAUGCUGCCACUACAUUAUGACUCUGCGGUACUUUGAGAUGUGUAUUCUCUCUGUUAUUGCAAUGAGCAGUAUCGCUCUGGCAGCAGAAGAUCCUGUGUGGCCUGAAUCACCUCAGAACAAUGUUCUUCGUUACUUUGAUUACGUUUUCACUGGUGUCUUCACUUUCGAGAUGCUGAUUAAGAUGGUGGUUCUCGGUAUGGUUCUUCAUGAAGGAGCUUACUUUCGUGAUCUGUGGAAUUUUCUGGACUUUAUAGUGGUUAGUGGCGCUUUGGUGGCGUUCGCCUUCUCGGGAAGCAGUAAAGGAAAAGACAUCAGCAUCAUUAAAUCCCUGAGAGUGUUACGAGUCCUGAGACCACUCAAGACCAUCAAACGUCUCCCAAAACUCAAGGCUGUAUUUGAUUGUGUGGUGAAUUCUCUGAAGAACGUGUUGAACAUCCUCAUCGUCUACAUGCUCUUCAUGUUCAUAUUCGCUGUUGUGGCUGUGCAGCUUUUUAAAGGGCGAUUUUUCUGCUGCACGGACGAGUCCAAAGAGUUUGCACGGGACUGCAGGGGUGAGUAUUUGGUGUAUGAGCGUGAAAAUGAUGUAAAAGCUCAACGGCGCUUGUGGAAAAAAUACGAUUUUCACUAUGACAACGUGCUGUGGGCCCUGCUUACACUCUUCACUGUGUCCACGGGGGAGGGCUGGCCAGACGUACUGAAACACUCAGUGGACUCAACGUUUGAGAAUCAGGGCCCCAGUCCCGGGUACAGGAUGGAGAUGUCCAUCUUCUACGUCGUCUACUUUGUCGUGUUUCCCUUCUUCUUUGUGAACAUUUUUGUUGCUCUCAUCAUCAUCACCUUCCAGGAGCAGGGGGACAAGAUGAUGGAGGACUACAGCUUGGAAAAGAAUGAGAGAGCAUGUAUUGACUUUGCGAUUAACGCUAAGCCGAUAACGCGGCACAUGCCAGAGAACAAGCUGAGCUUCCAGUACAAAAUGUGGCAGUUUGUUGUGUCUCCUCCGUUUGAGUACAGCAUUAUGAGUCUGAUCGCCCUCAACACCAUCGUCCUCAUGAUGAAGUAUCAUGAAGCUUCAGAAAUGUAUGACAAAGUGUUGAAAAACCUGAACAUCGUUUUCACCAUCCUCUUCUUCAUGGAGUGCAUCCUGAAAAUGAUCGCUUUUGGGAUUCGUAAUUAUUUCCGAGAUGCCUGGAAUAUUUUCGACUUCGUCUCCAUCUUAGGCAGCAUCACAGAUAUCUUAGUGACCGAGCUGUGGAAUAAUAUUAUUAAUGUGAGGUUCCUGCGAUUAUUUCGAGCUGCUCGUCUCAUUAAAUUAUUGCCAGGAGAAACCAUCCGCAUCCUCCUCUGGACCUUCGUCCAGUCCUUCAAGGCUUUGCCAUAUGUGUGCCUGCUAAUCGCCAUCCUCUUCUUCAUCUACGCCAUCAUUGGCAUGCAGCUUUUUGGUAAUUUAGCAUUAGAUGAAGAAGAUGGUGCCAUAAAUGACCACAACAACUUCAGAACGUUCAUCAUGGCUCUUAUGCUGUUGUUCAGGAGUGCUACAGGGGAGGCGUGGCAUGAGAUCAUGUUGUCAUGUUUGGGUGGGAUGCCAUGUGACCCUGCGUCUGGAAACCAGGGGGAUGAGUGUGGCAGCAACGUGGCCUACGCCUACUUCGUCUCCUUCAUCUUCCUCUGUUCAUUUCUGAUGCUGAAUCUGUUUGUUGCAGUAAUCAUGGAUAAUUUUGAGUAUUUGACUCGCGACUCUUCAAUUCUUGGACCUCACCAUCUGGAUGAAUAUGUCAGAAUCUGGGCCGAGUAUGAUCCAGCAGCAUGUGGCAGGAUCAGUUUCAGUGAUUUGUAUGUGAUGCUGCGCCACAUGUGCCCACCGCUGGGCCUCGGGAAGCGCUGUCCUGCUCGCGUGGCGUACAAGAGACUGUUGCGUAUGGAUUUGCCUGUUGCCGAUGACAACACGGUACAUUUCAACUCCACACUGAUGGCAUUAAUUCGUACUGCACUUGAUAUCAAGAUCGCGAAAGGUGGAGCUGAUAAACACCAGAUGGAUGCUGAGUUGCGUAAGGAGAUGAUAGCGAUUUGGCCGAAUCUGUCCCAGAAGCACCUGGACCUCCUGGUCACACCACACAAGUCAGCUACAGACCUGACAGUGGGGAAGAUUUAUGCUGCCAUGAUGAUAAUGGAGUACUACAGGCAGAGUAAAGCCAAGAAAAUGCAGGCACUUCGAGAGGAACAGAACCGAACACCAUUAAUGUUUCAACGCAUGGAGUCAAACACUAACCAGGACGAAGGUCACGAGGUCAAUGAGGUUAAUGGAGGUCAUGGGGUCAAAGAGGUUGCACAGGAAAACCAUGAAAACCUUCCUGUUGAGUCCUGGGUUACUCCUCGUUCUCAGAUCUUCCAGAAAUCUGUUGAUGAGAACUGGAGCACAGACUCACCAUACCAUCAGCAGGAAAACCGUCACAACACACAGACAGUAGAAAUGAGAACGAUGACUGUUCACCCCGACACUGACACAUCACUACCACUGGAAGGGAGGACUGUAUCCAUGCCCCGCCUCCCACUACAUCACAAAACCGUUUCUGAUGUGAGUCCACUGAGACGUUCUACAUCCUCAUUAGUUCAUGGACGUUCUGGUCGUGGCAUGCGAUUGGAUGAUUACUCUCUGGAGAGGGUGGAGUCAGAGGAGGGGCCGAGACAUGGGAGAAGGAGGAGAGAGAGAGAAAGAGACAGAGAAUGCAACCACCGCACCUCAGAGAGAUCACUGACUCGCUUUACAGAUGCUGAUACAGGUCUGGGUACGGAUCUCAGCACCACCACACAGUCAGGUGAACUUCCACCGAAAGAGCGUGAGCGAGAGAGAGGAAGAGCAAAAGAUCGGCGGCAUCAUCACCACCACCAUCAUCACCACCACCACCACCACCACGGUUCAGUAGAGAAAGAGCGGUAUGAGAGAGAACGAGAGUACCAUCAUCAUCCUCAAAACAAACAAGACUCUCACUGGUCACGCUCCCCCAGCGAAGGCAGGGCGCGCAGACAGGGAAGCAGUUCUGUGAGUGUAAGUCCAGUUCCUUCUACAUCAGGAACCAGUACUCCACGCCGGACGCGACGACAGCUCCCCCUGACUCCACCCACACCACGCCCACAUGUUACAUACUCACCGGCCCCCAGGAAGCCCCUCCCACCACCCACUCCUUGCCGUGAGCCUCCACCCAUCGGCCCGCCCGCUCGCCGCCCCUCCCCUCGCCGAGCUCCCUUCUACGACCGGCGUUUCGAAUAUGAGCCUCCAAACUAUGAGCAGAGCGUCACUCAAGGACACUCCCACAGCCCCCGCCAUGGCUCCGCCCACCACAGCCCUACCCAUCGUAGUCCUGCCUCUCAUCACCGGCGUGUACCCAAUGGCUACCGAUCCUCCUCGUCUCCAUCUCCGCAUCGCAGAGGCCCCGCCCACCAUGCCAUGCAGCGUGCGCCGCAGCCCCGCCCACCCCGGAAAAGUCUCCAUGAACCGUACAGUGAGACAGACGAGGAUGACUGGUGCUAAAAUCCUGCUGUUCCUACACACACUGCAUGGAACUACACACACAAACACACACGGACGGUGCAGAGUGGUGUAGAUGAUUGCGUGUGUGUGUGUGUGUGUGUGUGUGUGUGUGUAUGUGUGUGUGUGUGUGUGUGUAAGAGACUUUUUAAAUUUAAACAACACACACAGAAAACAGCCAAAUGAGAGGACUUGCUGCUUGUUCUCUCUCUCUUUUCUAACACAUUACCCAGAAGGCUGUGCGACGGAGGGAGGGGCUGGGUGUGACCCCGAGGUCGAGUCAGCAUGGUUGUCUCCAGGGGUGUUUGCUCUCAAACUAACAUGGAGGAAAAACACCUGUUUUCACCUAGAAAGAAGAAAAACAACAAUAAAAACAGCAUGCUCUUGUAACUGAGAGCUCCUCCUACUGCAUAACUAGCCAAUGGCGUCACAGCCUGCUACUGAUGAGUUUUAUCAUCUAUGUUUACUCAACAUGCUGAGUGACCUCACAGUCGAGAGCUUGGGUAGCGGAUGAGGGGGGCGGGGCAACGACCGGGACUGAACCAUUAGCCAACCACGAGGGCGCACUGAAUCAAAGCCACGCCCACAACACACCUUUCACAUGCAUGUGAAGUGGGAAGGAGGGAUGAGCAGCGGGGGAGAGACAAAAUCAUCUUCAGUCUUUCAUUAUUGAAGUUCUUCUACUUCUUCUUCUUCUUCUUUGUAGACGUUUGAGGAGCACGUGAUGUUCUGUUGCUUUAUUUCCUCUUUUUGGACUCAGAGGACCUGAAGGAAACCUGCAUGAUUGAUUGAAAAAAAAAAAAAGAAUUAAACCGAAAAAACCCCAACAAAACAUCUGAACAGUGAGAGAGAGCGUGGCCAUGGAUCGCUUUUAGUUCUUUAUUUCCUCACAAUUCUCUCCUCUCGCUUUCUCCUGCUGCAGGACAUAAACAAAAUAAAUCUAAUUUGCUGA
Silurus meridionalis is the source of this 8136-nucleotide messenger RNA. RefSeq names its product calcium channel, voltage-dependent, P/Q type, alpha 1A subunit, b (gene cacna1ab). The record is from RefSeq and is a predicted model, not a curated record. Lineage: Eukaryota; Metazoa; Chordata; Actinopteri; Siluriformes; Siluridae. Gene Ontology annotation, biological process: chemical synaptic transmission; calcium ion import across plasma membrane. Gene Ontology annotation, molecular function: high voltage-gated calcium channel activity; calcium ion binding. Gene Ontology annotation, cellular component: neuronal cell body; voltage-gated calcium channel complex; membrane.